AUGGGUAGGCCAGAUGAGAAGGAUCUCGCUGCUUCGGUGGUCCCUGAGUAUGCGCAGCCUUGGGACAAGGAGAUCGAACGGCGAGUUGUGCGCAAGAUUGACCUUGCGCUGAUACCUUUGAUGUGGGUCGGGUACGGGUUGGUCUACUAUGAUAAGGCAAUUCUUGGAGGAGCGGCCGUGUUUGGGAUGACGGCAGACCUCAAAUUGAGAGUCGUCGUGGAUCCAACGACCACGCCGCCGAAAGUCUCCACCACUCGUCUCAGCUGGGCGACGUCGCUCUUCUACUUCGGCAUGCUUACUGGAGUUGGACCUCUGACAUACUUGUUUCAACGACUGCACCUUGGACGGACCGUGGGCGCUGUAAUCGUGAUUUGGGGUGCCGUCGCAAUGGCAACAGCUGGGGUGACGACUUAUAAAGGAUUGUUCGCGCAGCGGUUCUUCCUGGGCUUCGCGGAGAGUAUUGUACCUACUGCUUUCAUGGUCAUCAUCUCUGGUUACUACACUCAAGCGGAACAGACCUGGCGUCAGUGCCUCUGGUACUCUGCGACCGGUGGUUGGACCAUCAUCGGCGCUGGAAUCAACUAUGGCUUUGCCCAUAUUACGGGUGGGGAUCUUAAGAAGUGGCAAUACCUUUACCUGAUGGCCGGCGCACUGACGGUGUUGUAUGGGUUCGUGUUCUUCUUUUUCCCGAACUCGCCAGCACAGGCGUGGUGGUUCACUGAGGAGGAGAAAAGGGUGGCGAUUGAGCGGUUGAGAAUGGGUCAAAUGGGUGUUAGAUGCCAAAAGAUCAAGUGGCCGCAGAUAAAGGAGGCACUCCUUGAUGUUAAAGUAUGGCUGAUAGCCACCAUGAUGGGUGCAGCAUAUUCGGUCAACGGAGCAGUCUCAGGCUUUGGACCUCUGAUUGUAUCGACGUUUGGCUGGUCUGCUUAUGACGCCUUGCUGUGGCAGAUGCCUUUGGGCGGCGUUUGCUUUAUUGGGAUCAUCCUUGCGGGUUAUCUCAGUUUGAAAGUGCAAAACAUCCGCCUCAUCAUGAUCAUUGCCUGCUGCCUCCCAGUUAUUGCUGGUUGUGCCAUGAUCUGGAAGAGUAGCUGGCAUCAACAUGCUGCCACUCCAAUUGCUGGAUACACUAUCAUUGGCUUCUUCGCUCCAGUGACCAGUCUCAUCGUCAGUAUGGGCAUGGCUAAUGUUGCUGGAAACACCAAGAAGAGUUUCAUGGCAGCGGCUAUUUUCUACAUGUACAACGUGGGUAACAUUGUUGGCCCACAAUGGGUGCGCUCGGAGCAGAUAGGGUCACAUUAUCCCCGGCUCUGGCAAGGGGUGAUUGGAUGCUAUGCGUUGGUGAUUGCUAUUGCGAUCACGCUGUAUGUUAUGCUCGGUGCAGAAAACCGGAAAAGAGAUCGAUUGAGUCUGGAUGAGAAAGAGGCAGAAAGAGUUGCCUUUGAUGAUUUGACGGACAAACAGAACCAGUACUUUAGACUUUUCACCCUCAACAUGUCUGCCCUUCGCCUUUGCGCCUCGCGCCUUCUGCCUUCACGCUCAUCCACCUUCAUCUUGCCAUCUCGAGCAUACUCCUCUUUCAUCACCGCCUCUACGCCCCGAUUUACACAGCGCAGCUCAAUCUUCCUGUCCACGCGCAGAUGGGCUAGUGCGGAUGCACAGGAAAGCGCUGCUGCUUCUAACGUCGCUACGCAAUCAGUCUCAGCUGAGGAGAACGCUCCCCCGGCUGUGGCCGAAAGUGCCAACCUGACAGAAGCCACCGAAGAGAGUCUACCGGCCGCCGAAGUCGAUGAACAGAUCCUUCCCAAGGAAUCCCAAGCUUUCAAUGAAGCACCAGAACCAUCUUUCAAGACACGGGAUUCCGAGGAGAGAAAGGCGACGGUUUACAUUGGCAACCUAUUCUUCGACAUUACGGAAUCGGAACUAGUCAAAGAGUUCACUCAAUUUGGUACUGUUGCACGAUGCAAGAUCAUUCGGGAUACCCGAGGGUUGAGCAAAGGAUUUGCAUAUCUUGAAUUUGCCACGGUCGACUCGGCCGACUCAGCCAUCAGAACCAUGAACAUGCAACUGUUUGAAGGCCGCCGCAUGACGGUCCAGUAUGCCUCCCGGGAUAUGUCUGCAGCCCCAUCUGAAACUCGCAAACACACUCCCAUCAACGCACCAUCCAGCACGUUGUUCAUUGGAAACAUGUCGUUUGAAAUGACGGACCGUGACCUCGGCAACCUCUUCCGCGGGAUCAGGAAUGUCCUCGACGUCCGAGUGGCGAUUGAUCGAAGAACCGGGCAGCCUCGAGGCUUCGCGCAUGCCGACUUUGUGGACGUGAAAAGUGCCAUGGAAGCUAUUAAGGUGUUGCAAGAGAAGGAAACAUAUGGUCGAAAGUUGAGAGUUGACUACUCUUAUAGUUCAAGCCAGGCACCCAGAAAUCGAUCGGAUUCAAGAUCACAUCCAACCGAAACCCCGAGGGGAAGAUCUGACUCCUGA
Molecule: messenger RNA, 2478 nt
Organism: Exophiala bonariae
Lineage: Eukaryota; Fungi; Ascomycota; Eurotiomycetes; Chaetothyriales; Herpotrichiellaceae
Exons: 6
Coding region: 1-2478 (825 amino acids)
Biological process (GO): transmembrane transport
Cellular component (GO): membrane
Molecular function (GO): transmembrane transporter activity; RNA binding
Source: RefSeq, a predicted model, not a curated record